This is a messenger RNA of Apaloderma vittatum (bar-tailed trogon), 652 nucleotides long. It is a transcript of the gene RPIA, whose product is annotated as ribose 5-phosphate isomerase A. Gene Ontology annotation, biological process: D-ribose metabolic process; pentose-phosphate shunt, non-oxidative branch. Gene Ontology annotation, cellular component: intracellular membrane-bounded organelle. Lineage: Eukaryota; Metazoa; Chordata; Aves; Trogoniformes; Trogonidae. Gene Ontology annotation, molecular function: ribose-5-phosphate isomerase activity. The record is from RefSeq and is a predicted model, not a curated record.
GGUGUUCCCUUCCUUGCCUGCAGCGUGCUAAGGUCGUGUGUUGGCGUGCAUCUCUGGGCAAGCUCUCCUCUGUCUGUCUUUGAUUUGCAGAACAAUCAAGUUCUUGGGAUCGGAAGCGGGUCUACAAUUGUCCACGCGGUGCAUCGAUUAGCUGAGAGGGUUAAAGAGGAGAACCUGAGGAUUGUCUGCAUCCCUACGUCUUUCCAGGCCCGCCAGCUGAUCCUGCAGAACGGCUUAACGCUAAGUGACUUGGACCGACAUCCAGAGCUUGACGUUGCCAUCGAUGGAGCAGAUGAAGUGGACUCUGACCUCAAUCUUAUCAAAGGUGGCGGUGGCUGUUUGACGCAGGAGAAGAUAGUUGCAGGAUAUGCAAAAUGCUUCAUCGUUAUUGCCGAUUACAGGAAAAAAUCGGAGAGCCUCGGGGAGAAGUGGAAGAAGGGAAUUCCUAUCGAAGUCAUCCCCAUGGCUUACGUCCCUGUCACCAGAGCUCUGACCAAAAACUUCGGAGGCGCUGUGGAGCUGCGGAUGGCUGUUAGCAAAGCGGGCCCUGUGGUGACAGACAACGGGAACUUCAUCCUGGACUGGAAGUUCGACAAGGUUCAUGAAUGGAGUGAAGUGAACACCGCUAUAAAAAUGAUACCAGGUAAUGCCU